AAUCCCUGCUGGGGCUUAACACGAAACGCUGUUCAACAGAUGUUGGUUAAAAAUGCAGAUGGCAUAUUCCUCUGGGUGGCUUUGGUCUGCCAAUAUCUUGAAAAUGUACCACGGGACCCUCUAACCAAGUUGCGGAAGUUUCCACCUGGACUCGGCCCUCUUUACGAGCGCAUGAUGAAAGAAAUACUCGAAUCACUGGAAUUGGAAGAUAUCAAUCUCUGCAAGCAGAUACUAGAAUUUAUGACAGUUGCACACCGACCUACCACGCUUAAGGAACUAGCAUAUUUUAUAGAGACCUCAGAAGCUCUUUCUGACAAUCUCGAUUCAUUGAAGACAGAUAUAGGCCUCUGUGGUUCGUUUCUGACGGUAAAAUACAAUACAGUCUAUUUUAUGCAUCAGUCAGCGAAGGGCUUUUUGGUUGAAAAGGCGUCCAGUGAAAUCUUUCCUUCCGGGAUGGAAGAGACCACCAAGCAGCAUGAGGACUUGCAAGAUGGUAGUAUGGUUGACAAGUUUUUGCGAAAACAUUAUCUUCACUGGCUUGAGGCUCUUGCGCUUCUCGGAGGCCUCUCAGAAGGAAUUCUUGCGAUGUCACAACUGGCAGAUUUAGCUCAGGCAUGGAAGAGCUGGAGUGCUUGCUUACAGACACUCGAGGGCCAUAGUAACUGGGUUUACUCAGUCACCUUCUCACAUGAUUCCAAGCUCCUUGCCUCUGCUUUACGGGAUAGGAUUAUCAAGGUCUGGGAUGCCAGCAAUGCACAGUGCCUGCAGACCCUUGAGGGCCAUGGUAGCAGUGUCAACUCAGUCAUCUUCUCGCAUGAUUCCAAGCUCCUUGCCUCUGCUUCACGGGAUAGGAUUGUCAAGGUCUGGGAUGCCAGCAAUGGGUAG
This is a messenger RNA of Aspergillus glaucus CBS 516.65, 885 nucleotides long. Its product is annotated as WD40 repeat domain-containing protein. Lineage: Eukaryota; Fungi; Ascomycota; Eurotiomycetes; Eurotiales; Aspergillaceae. The transcript has 3 exons. The coding region runs from base 40 to 885 and encodes 281 amino acids. Gene Ontology annotation, molecular function: protein binding. The record is from RefSeq and is a predicted model, not a curated record.